GAAAACAGGGGUAAGGAGCGAACCCGGAGCGAGAGGGACAGGGGUAAGGAGCGAACUCGGAGUGAGAGGGGCAGGGGUAAGGUACGAACCCGGAGUGAGAGAGACACGGAGCUGGAUCCCAGUGUACUUUGGUUGCCGAGAACUGAGAGUGGCAGUGGAUGGAGGGAUUAUGGGAACUCCUGUUGAAGGUGCUGUUGAUAUGGCUGAUUCUUGGGAUCACUCUCAUUAUGCUGCCUGCUAUGUUUGGAUUUUCCUUGGGAAUAACAGAACUAUACAUGAAGAUUCUGGUCAAGACUCUUGAGUGGGCGACUCGAAAAAUACAAAAAAAAGCGCAGGAGCAGCCUGGACACCCUUAUUCUCCUUCCACUGAAAUUAUCGAGAAGCGUGAUAAAGUGUCACUGGAAGAUGAGAUGAUGGAAUUGAGACGUUAUUCGAAUAGAAACAGGCCUCUCCAUGAAGGAGACUUUGACUUGUCUGAUGUGAUCUAUUUCUCAAAGAAAGGGUUUGAAGCCAUUGUCGAAGACGAAGUGACCACUCGAUUCAGCUCAGAAGAGCUGGUCUUGUGGAACCUGUUAACAAGAACAAACAGGAACUUCCAGCACAUUAGUGUUUGUCUGACUAUACUUUGGGGUUUGGGAGUCGGAAUUCGAUAUGGAGUCCUCCUGCCUCUGCGGAUCACUUUGGCUCUGAUUGGCAUUAGCUGGCUGGUGAUUGGGACCACUUUAGUAGGACAGCUGCCAAACAGCGGUGUGAAGGUAUGGCUCAGUGAACUUGUUCACUUGAUGUGCUAUAGAAUUUGUGCAAGAGGACUGUCUGCGACGAUCCGCUAUCACAACAAGGAAAACAGACCAAAGAAAGGAGGUAUAUGUGUAGCAAACCACACAUCACCAAUAGAUGUCGUCAUAUUAGCCAACGAUGGAGGCUAUGCAAUGGUUGGGCAGGUGCAUGGUGGGCUGAUGGGAAUCAUUCAGAGGUCUAUGGUCAAGGCCUGCCCACACGUCUGGUUUGAACGAUCGGAAAUGAAAGACCGCCAUCUUGUAAUAAAAAGACUAAGUGAUCAUGUUGCAGAUAAGACAAAAUUACCAAUUUUAAUAUUUCCUGAAGGUACCUGCAUAAACAAUACCUCUGUCAUGAUGUUCAAGAAAGGAAGUUUUGAAAUAGGAGGAACGAUAUAUCCAGUUGCAAUCAAGUAUGAUCCUCAGUUUGGUGAUGCUUUUUGGAACAGCAGCAAAUAUGGGAUGGUAUCCUACCUGCUCCAAAUGAUGACCAGCUGGGCCAUAGUCUGCAACGUGUGGUACCUGCCUCCAAUGACCAGACAGGAAGGUGAAGAUGCCGUGCAGUUUGCCAAUCGAGUCAAAGCAGCCAUAGCUCAGCAGGGAGGCUUGGUGGAUCUCGCCUGGGAUGGAGCUCUGAAAAGAGCCAAAGUUAAAGACAACAUGAAAGAACAGCAACAGAAAUGCUACAGCAAGAUGAUCUUUGGGGAAGAAAGCAGCUGAAGAGAAAUGAGAUGUUAGUCUAUUAGUCCUUAUGGUCAUUGUUUACGUCUUCAUGCAUUCAGGUUUUCAAUGAAUGUCUUCUCUUUAUUUUUGUAAACUGAACAAAUUUAUACAUUGAGUCCCAAAUAGAACAAUAUCUAUAAAUGAUAAUGAUCUAAAUGUGUUUUUUGUUUUGUUUUGUGGCUAAUCUCUGAUCUAGUGAUAGGUGAUUAGUGCGUCUGUCCUAGUUGGUUUGUGUUCUCUUCGAAGCAACGCUUCAGUAUAAUAAAUGCAAGGGGAUGGCAGGCUUCGGUCAAGAUCUUCACCUGUGAUGUGUUUCCAAGACUGUGUUGAAACGUGAUGUUAACUUGCUUUGUCUUGGUUGCCACCUCUCUCCAUGCACCUCUAAAAGCAAUGAGUAGCAGAGGGUCCUCUUAUCCAAGAGAGAGUAAGGUUUGACGCGUUUUGCUACAGGCAUAGGAAAUGCCACAAAGGCAGAACUGGCAAUCAGCAGGCUGAGGGUUAAUGUAGUUAUAGGAAAAGGAGGAAAGUGUGACAGAGAUAAAAAUAUGUAGUUUCUGAAUUUUACUCGGGGUUUACAUGGCUUACAGUGGCUUCUUUUUCUAUACCCUUAGGUCCCCCUGCAAGGAUCGAGCCGUGACACACCCUAUUCCUGUUCAUGCUGCCCCUUAUAAUCUGAAAUCAUGUCAGCUUUCACAUGUACUCUGAUGAUACCAGGUCUACCUCAGCAACACCUCUCUUGACCCCUUCCCCCAUUCCCUUUGAUUUGUCACACUGCUUGUACAACAUCCAGCACUGGAUGAGCAGAAAUUACCCCCCCCCCCCCCAGAUAAAUACUGGGUCAACCAAAAUCAUUGUCUUCAGUCCCCACCACAACCUCCAUUCCCUCGCUGCUGACUCUGUUCUUUAGGUCACUGGUCCUAACAUCUCCUUAUGUGGCUCCGUGUUAAAUUUUGUCAAUGCUUCUGUGAAGCACUUUAGGACAUUUUAGUAUGUUAACAGCACAAUAUAAAUGCCUGUUGUUGUUGUUGUUAGACGUUAAAUGUGUUGUCUGGUAAUUUCAGGACUAUUAAUACUUUGAUUAAAUAUGUUGGAGUAGCUGGAAUGAAGAGGGUCUGGUUCUGGAAAACUAACGGCAAGUGGAUUCUACAAUCUGUAGGUCCUUCUAAUAACAGCCAGUCAGUUAUCAGAGUUUGCUGUCAGGGCAAUGUACGGGACCGUAUCAAUGGACUGGGAUUUGCCGAUAUAUUAUUAAUAAACAUUUCUGUAACUAUUAUAACUGCAGCAGGAGGUUCUUCAGUCUUCACACUGUAAUUGGGGAGGGCACGUGUUCUAGGCUAGGUGAGGGAAUGUAAUGGUUAUCACACACAACUGGAGCUCCUUUCAAAAUAACUCAAUCUGUAACGGGUUUUCCAGUCAGUAUGAUGCGAAGGGUAAAAUGGAUCUUCUCAGAUUUGUGCAAGUUCUAAUAUUAAAUAUAUAAAACGCCAAAGAGAAUUUUGCAACCCAGCAAAAUCUGACGAUGAAUAUUCAAUUGAUACGCUUUGAGUAUCCUUUAUCCGAAACCCUUGGGACCAAUUGUGUUUCAGAUCUCAUAUAAUUUUGGCUGCAGAUACCGUAAAUAGGACUAGGCCUACUUACAUUACAAUGGCUGAAGCCUAGACUAGCUGUAGUCUAAAGUAAAUAAAAUGGCUAGAAAAGUAAGAUGUACCACUGAAUUAUAAAUACGGGGUACUGGUAAUAAGUUCCCACCUGUGGCGCCAUCUGCAACUCUGCAUGUCGGAGAGGGUUUGCAAGGUGAACAUUGCAGACAAACAACUAGACAUCCUGUGCUAAAGGUUGGGUGUGCUCAGUGAGGUUUGUGUCUGCUCAGGUUGUGUUGGCUCGGGUUACAGACCUCUCGUGCUAAAGGUUGACAAGGUUCAAAAAAAUUGCAGUUUUUGAAUAUGUUAGGGUUUUCGAAUUUAUGGACAAAGGAUACUUGACCGGCCUGUAAUAAAAUGAUACAAAAUCGUUA
Messenger RNA from Carcharodon carcharias (great white shark), 3513 nucleotides. It is a transcript of the gene gpat3, whose product is annotated as glycerol-3-phosphate acyltransferase 3. Bases 159 to 1496 code for a protein of 445 amino acids. Gene Ontology annotation, cellular component: endoplasmic reticulum. Gene Ontology annotation, biological process: triglyceride biosynthetic process. The transcript has 13 exons. The record is from RefSeq and is a predicted model, not a curated record. Lineage: Eukaryota; Metazoa; Chordata; Chondrichthyes; Lamniformes; Lamnidae. Gene Ontology annotation, molecular function: glycerol-3-phosphate O-acyltransferase activity.